GAGUGAGAAGAAAACACUGCCUGCUUAUGAAGAUCAUUAUCUUUUAGUUCUCAGAACGAUGAAUAAUAGAGUUGGGAGUGGUCCAAAUGGUUCUUUUUUACAGAGUAAUUACACAAAAAUAAUCAAAUUUUUUUAAGCUAAACUUUUAAUAUCCUGUGUUUAGACAACUAGUUAGAGCAACAUAUUUAGAAUUAUUACAUUCACAAAAAAAGUGAAAAAGUCUACGUGACUGAGAGGGGGGACCAGCAAUAAAUAGAAAAGCGUAGAAGCAUUUUCAUGUUUGGACAUGCCACAUACAGUCUUCUGAUUGACAUGCACCAUCCAGUGAUGGUGAUCCAACAGAGAGCCCCAUUUGGCUCCUGAAGGGUGUGAAAAGGCACACUUCUCCUGACCCACCCCCCUGCCUUUGUUGCUGGAUUGAUUUAGCAGACAGAGGCAGAUUGUGACUCCUGCUGCUCAUCCAGCGCACAGACAGACGAACCAUGACGCAGCCCUGAGCUCCACCCCCUUUUACGCACAGGCGCUGACUCUACAGCCCUCACCCUGCUCACUCCUGCCUCACUUUGACUCUGACUUGUAGAGGGAGAGCACACUUUGCUGGAUUACACUCACCCAUCACAGGAGUACUUGUUUCAUUUUUCCCCCCCAGAGCUGUACGGCUCCAACAAACAAGAGCAAGAUGGGGAGCAGCAUUUCAUGUGUCCCCGAGAACAACUUCAGAUUCUCCAGCAAGAGUUUCAUCCGCAGGAACAGCAGCCGUCUGUUUCGCAAGAAGAAUCCCCAAGAGGGACAGGAGAAGUCAAACAGCAUCAUCAACAUCCCGUACAUAACCUCACCCACAAAGAAAAUGUCUCCCGAAGACCUGCAGACGAUCAAAAACAUCGAGUGGAACCCUCCGUUUCCUUACGAUCCCGUCAAUGGUUGGAAAAAGAGCAGCAUCAACGUGAAGAACUACGGUCGGAUGAUUCACAGCUCCAAAGUUCGAUUCCGUUUCCUGCACUGCCAGGAUAUACACGACUGCUACUUGGAUCUCUUCGAAACACAUCUUCAUUUUGUCUCCAACAACCCAACAGGUCUCACAUACCAGGGGACUCUUCCACUGAAAGAGCUCACCAUUUGCAACUUGCAACAGAACUGCAAUCACAGUCAGCCCCAAGAAUUCACAUUCCAGAUAAACGGUGUCAGCCUUAACCCCAUCAUUGUCUACUGUGCCAACCAAAAAGAAAUGGACUACUGGUUUGGUCUUCUAAAAGACAACAUCGAGGUCAAUGGAGGGACUGCGAUUGCGCCUGAAACCCACACAAGAAUGAGAAUAAAUCCGAGUUCUGACGGACGAGAAGAGCUGAGGAAUUCCAUCUACAGGGAGCCCAUCUACGAGUGGGAGGGCUCUCAGAGGGACAGCCUGGGUCCGAUCACAUACGUCACCAAAGUUCGACUGCAGCAUCUGCCCUGCCAGGAACAGAGCGACAGACUGCUGGUGAUGUAUCCUUCAACUCUGAUCAUCUUAUCAGAGGAGAGCGACGGCCUCUUCUACAAGGGAAAACUUCCACUCAACAUGAUCACGGUCACGACGCCUUGUCAAGAUGUCAAGCCCAACACGUUCAUGAUUGAAGGGAAGCUGAUCAACUCCAUAGUGGUGUCCUGUCUGGAUCGGAAUGAGUUCUGUCAGUGGAUACAGCAUUUCAAAACUGCUGAUGUGCCCGUCAUGAGCCCCCCACCCCCAGUUUAUGACAUCAUCUACACUCCAACGUCCACAGAGGGCCCAAAGUUUGAUAGAUGGAGUGGAAACAGUCAAGGUAGAGUGGAGUCCAGCUUUGGCCAGUCCUCAAGUGCUCACGGGUCCCAAAACCUUCAGCCGCCCAUGCGUGAGGGAAACCCCCUGUCUCCAGGAUACUCUGAACCACUCUGUUACACCUCCAGCCGUCCUUCCUCCACCGAGACUGCCAGACUGGGCAGCAGAACCAACAGCAUGUCCUCACAGACCAGGCCGGAGCAUCGGCCUCUGUCGCUGCGCUACUCCUCCCCCCAGCAGAGCUCCUACCUCCAGCCGGCAGAGACCUCAGAGCUUUACAGCACGCCCUACCGGACCAGCCCACAGCGACUGGAGAAAUCCCCUCUGGUCAAGUCAAACAGCUGGAGCACGCCACAGACGUCCAUGAGCUAUCCCCUCAACACCCCGCAGCGCCACUCAGCGAACCCGCGGCAACUGCUGUCGCCUCUGUACGACGAGCCCUCCAGCCCUGAAAUCUACUCCUUGGAGGAGGCCGCAGUGCAAAGUUGGCAGGAGCCGAUUCAGCACCAGCACCACUACCACCAGAACGUGCAGCUGCUCCCCUCCUCCUUCCAGCUCUGCACGCCACCAAUGGGCAGACGCAGUGGGAAAAGCCCUGCAGAGAAGGACGCGUCUCACAGGGAAGCAGAGCAGAGAGCACAGGCUGUGAUGAAGCUCAAGCUGCUGCCCGUCCCCGGCCAAGUGCAGGAGCAGAUGCAUCUCCCAUCAAGCUCCGCCAGAAGCAACUCUCAGAUGUCUUACUCCUACUCACCAGAUCGCCAUUCGUACCUUGAACCCAGAGCACCAGAUGACCAGGAAGUGGACUAUGACAACAUUUGGGAAUUUGACAAUGAGACUGGAAUGAUUCAGCCGGCUUCUGGAAUUUCAACACAGUGGACAGGAUUAAACUUUGGGGCCCAAGGCCUUGGUGCCAUGGCGACCCAGCAGAGAUGGCCAUAAAACAAAACAAUCAUCCGGCACUCGUCUGGACGUGUGCAAACAACAGAUCGCUAUCAGGCGGAUCAUAAAAGCCAACUCGUUCAUCCAGCGUUGCUCCCGGUGUGUACAGUGUGAAGCAACAAGCACCAGGAGCUUAAGAAGUUUGAGAAUGACAGAAAAAGACAAAAACAAAACAGACACACUUCACCUAGCCAGUUUAUAUGUAGCAUUCAGUCAAAGAGACACCUAAGAGUGAUGUACAUAAUUUGUAUUUUUAAUAAUAUUUUUGUAUUUAUUGUUUAGCUGCAUUGUCAGGGUUCAGUAUGCAGUUGUUUACUAAUGACUAGGUUAUUGAUUUCACCUUUAUGUUUCAAUAUUUCUUUCUAAUUUAUUGUAAAACAUUCCACUUGUUACAAUUUUGCUUUUUUUAUUUGUAUUUUUUGGUUUAUUAUAGGACUGUAAAUGCACCUGGCUUUAGCUAAAAUAGAAAUUACUGCUGCACAGUACUGACACCCACAUGACUUUUUUCAUUUGUUUUGUUUGAAGUGCUUAUUUAUAUUUGUAAAUAAAAUACUAAAAAUGU
Molecule: messenger RNA, 3293 nt
Organism: Oryzias melastigma (Indian medaka)
Lineage: Eukaryota; Metazoa; Chordata; Actinopteri; Beloniformes; Adrianichthyidae
Gene: plekhn1
Product: pleckstrin homology domain containing, family N member 1
Exons: 16
Coding region: 680-2731 (683 amino acids)
Biological process (GO): 3'-UTR-mediated mRNA destabilization; response to hypoxia; positive regulation of apoptotic process
Cellular component (GO): mitochondrial membrane; cytoskeleton
Molecular function (GO): phosphatidylserine binding; phosphatidic acid binding; cardiolipin binding
Source: RefSeq, a predicted model, not a curated record